AUGGCUCCCAAACCACCCCCAAACGCCAUCAAGACUCCUGCCGCGUAUGCGCAACAACUGGACGCCUUGCGCGAUCCGUUAUCCGUAACCGAGUCAGAGGAGACCUGGGAUGGCAUUCUCUCCCUUUUGAGGGGCAACGCCACCAUGUGGCCUCAGGAAACCGUCGUGUCCGUGCGUCCGAUGUCGCGCUCCCUCACCACCGCUGUGAACUCCGAACGCUCUCGGUUGUCCGGCGCAGCCAUCGAUUUCUUCACCGUCCUCGUCACGAACAUAGGCCCUGCCUUCGAAGGCCUGAUGCCCCUCUUCCUCCCGACGCUCCUCGGCCUGUGCACCCGCCCCAACAAAGUCUUCCAGUAUCGCGCGCGGCAGUGUUUGCUCACUGUUAUCGAGUAUUCCCAGUCUCCGUCGGUCUUGUCGUACUUCGUCGAGUCGGUGAAGGACAAGUCUGUCUCGCUGCGCCUGAGCGUCGCGGAAUGCGCGCUGGCCUGCCUGAACAGCUUGAACACUCCGGAUUUAGAGAAGGAGCCGCGGGCGCGGGAGAUUGAGAUCAUCAUCAGGGCAACUGCGACGGACGCCAGUGCGGACGUGAGGAAAGUAGGGCGGAAGGUUUUCGAGGCGUACAAGCUUGUGCUGCCGUCGAGGGUAGACAAAUUCACACAACCUCUCACACCGACUAUGAAGAAAUAUCUAGACAUCAAGCCCAAACCUAUAGCGAUACCGUCUAAUCCACAAAGCCGUCCCCCGUCUGCACAGUCUACCCGCUCCAACGACGGCAAACUGCCACCGUUACAAUUUUCGUCUUCGACAUCGGCCUUGAAGUCUACGGCCGGGGGUUCGUCUACGCAGGCGGUUCCAACGAGUCGGGUGCACAUGCGAUCCGCGUCUUCGUCAGAUCUUGCUGGGUCAACCGCACAAUCUACUGCGAUAGCCCGGCAGAGGCAGAUCUCGGGAGAAAGAAGACAUGUCGCUGCACCAUCGGGUCGUUCUGCAGCUGGUAGGACGGAUAUGCCUCCCCCAUCCAUUGUCCCCAGCAGAAGUGGUGCGAACAUCGGCGCGGCAGGCGAUAUGGGCAAGGGCCGCGUUCAAGGGAUCACCAAGGACUCUAGCGAUGACAGGUUGUUCCAGUCCACUCCAGCUGAAGCUCCGUCACGUUCCGCGACAUCGACAUCGACGACGGCAUCUCGACAAGUAGAUUCGGGUCCCUUCCGCCCGCAAGCGCAGGGCAGCACGUCGGGGCCGAGGAGACCUGUGGUUCGGCAGGAUGUACCGCAGGAACCACCCGGCCGCAGCAGAACGGGUCCGAUACGCCCUGUAUCAAGUAUGGCGGCGAUGCCUCCCUCGCGACAGGAAGUGGCGGAGAGACCCCAUCGCGUCGUCGGUGGUGCGAGGCGGGUACCGCGUGUGCUGCCGCCAGAACCAGAGCCACAACCUGCCGCUGUACCAGAAGUUAAACGUGGAGGUGACAACGCUGAACGCAAACCGCAGGCACCGCUUGGACCCGCUAAGCGGUCUCGCAGUGCGGAGCCUCGCGGUGGCGUUCCAGCCAAGGUCGCCGUUGUGCCAAAGACCAGGCAGGUAAAGCCUGCCGUUCCGAAGGCUAACGAGAGGGCGAAACCGAUCCCGAAAGCUGAAGCCACACAGCGCGCGGGCGUGUCCCAUGGAAGUACGACGGCUCAAAAGGGACGCAGCGACAAGACCCUACCACCUAAACGCGGAGGACAUGCGCCAUCAGGCUCCCGCGACGCGACAACUGCAGCUGCAGAAAGCAAGGAGAACAAACGCGAGGGUGGCGACGAAGUGCCCCAGAGCGCGACGCAGCCAACAGAGGUUCCUUUGCCUCCCAGCCCGCAUCAGGAUGCAGCACCGGCACUCCCACCUACCGACGUACCACUACCUCCGAGCCCACAGCAGACUGCGUGCCCUCCAACCGCCGCGCCAAAGAUCGAUGUUACGAGCGAUCCAGCGACGCCUGACCGUCCACCCAGCGCCGUUCAGCGUGCCACCGCCGUCGCGCAGACACCCAUAUCUGCGCUCUUCGCUGACAUAGAGCGUGGAUUCCUGUUCACCCCUGGGGAUCCGCUUUCUCCUGCGCAAACCUAUGCUGAGCAAAAGGGAAAUGCGCCUGUGCUUCCUCCGCUGCGGGCCCUCAGAACUAGCAGACUGUCCGAUAUUACGGAAUGA
This is a messenger RNA of Fomitopsis serialis, 2181 nucleotides long. Its product is annotated as clasp N terminal-domain-containing protein. Lineage: Eukaryota; Fungi; Basidiomycota; Agaricomycetes; Polyporales; Fomitopsidaceae. The record is from RefSeq and is a predicted model, not a curated record. Gene Ontology annotation, molecular function: microtubule binding. Gene Ontology annotation, cellular component: spindle microtubule; mitotic spindle midzone; microtubule organizing center. The coding region runs from base 1 to 2181 and encodes 726 amino acids. Gene Ontology annotation, biological process: mitotic spindle assembly. The transcript has 4 exons.